AUGUUUUUCAGUUCAGCAAGGCUGUAUAAAGUUGCGCAUUGGUUUGAAGGCGCUGACACUAGGGCCAAAUUACUGGCCACUUACACGCUGAAACUUUCGGGGAAUGUUCAUGCAGUGACGUUAUUACCGGGUGAAUUUCUGUAUGUGGCAAGCACGGAUGCCGUUUUGCAAUACCUCCUGACGCAUUGCUCGUACUAUGAUACAUGUGCCCAGUGUGCUGUGGAUCCGUAUUGCUCCUGGAAUUCUGCGAGUGCUUUUUGCUACAAACGGGAGAAAACGCAUAAAUCGGCUAUGGGUUGGAUUAGCGGCGAUGGACCAAAAGAUAUCGAUAAUUGCUCGGGACAUGUGCGCCACGAGACAUUUACUUUAUAUGCUGGUGACACAGUACAUUUGAAAUGUGUGGCAUUGUCGCCGCUGUGGACAUUCAAUGAGGAACGACUGCAAUCGCCAUCGGAGAAAAGGCAAUUCACAACAGAGGGUGGACUUGUUUCUGGAGCAGAUAGCGGAGUCUAUGAAUGCAGUGUUGACGGAGAAGUGGUUGUAGUCUACGAGAUUACGGUGGAUGAAACUGAAUGUACGCAGCCGACAAGUCUGGCACAGUUCAAAUCGAAAUAUCGUGAAUGGUGUAAAAAGUUUGAAAACUACAAACAUUCCUCUAAAAAAUGGCAACAUUGGUACGAGAAGAAUAAAUGAUU
Gongylonema pulchrum is the source of this 695-nucleotide messenger RNA. Lineage: Eukaryota; Metazoa; Nematoda; Chromadorea; Rhabditida; Gongylonematidae. The record is from the annotation of a GenBank genome assembly.